Molecule: messenger RNA, 1857 nt
Organism: Ostrinia furnacalis (Asian corn borer)
Lineage: Eukaryota; Metazoa; Arthropoda; Insecta; Lepidoptera; Crambidae
Product: max-binding protein MNT-like
Exons: 3
Coding region: 1-1830 (609 amino acids)
Biological process (GO): actin filament polymerization
Cellular component (GO): actin filament
Source: RefSeq, a predicted model, not a curated record
AUGCAAACUGGACUGUCGUGUGAACUCGCGAAGGUUUCGUGUCGGAUCAUUCACACACACGCCACGCUCCACCAUGGCUCUCCGCAUCGCGCACGGGGCCUGGGCGCGCGUCCAGCGCGAGGUGAGGAGCGGAGCCGGCGCCGGCGCGCGCCUCGCCAGCCGCUCCUGCGACCGCGCCGCGCCGCCGCCCUGCGCGCCCUGCCCGCCGCCGCCGUGCGCGUCUGCUGCCCGCCGCCCGCCGGCCGCGCGCCGCCCUGCCCGCCGCCGCCCUGCAGCCCGCCGCUCACCUGUGGCGCUGCGACCGAACCUAUUCCGAAAAAGUGUGUAACGGCCGAGGGCUGCGGCUUCCGCAGGGACCGAGUCGCCGAACGGCUGUCGAUCGCGAAGCGCGAGCGGCGCCUGGACUACGAGCGCGAGGUGGCCGCGCGCCCGUCGAACGUCGUGCCCGCGCCGCCGCCGGCGGGCUACUCGCUGGGCGCGGAGCGCGAGUGCGCGCGCGCCACCGACGGCCGCAACUACGCGCUCACGUGCGAGCGCGCGCCGCCCGCGCCGUGCGGGCCGGGCCGCGAGCCGCCGCCGCCGCGCUGCGUGGAGCUCGUGCGCGACGCCGAGUGCACGAUCCGGCGCGGCGCGCACGUCGACCCCUGCGCGCACGUCCCCCGGACCAUCAUCGACAUAGACCGGAGCGCUCGCCCCGCGGCCCCGCCGGCCGCCCCGCCGCCGGCCUCCCCUGCGCGCGCGUCCCCGGCCGCCGCCCGGCCGAGCGCUCCCGAUCGCUCGUCUCUCAAAACGAACAUGGCUUCGCGAAUUAUGGAGCGGCUCAGCUUGAGUCGAACCUCCGAUGCCUCGUGCCCGAAAAGUUCCUGUGGAGCGAAAUGUGAAACUACGGGUGCGCAUCGCGCCGGUGACACUGGCUGGUGUCACACUCAGCCGAAGCCGAAUCCGGCGAUUCCAGUCUGUCGAGAGCCAAGUUUUAACGAAAAGCUAAAACGUCGAACACCGAGCCGUUGUUCCCAGAAGAAAAAAGAGACCGACGGUAGACGGUCCAUUCAUUCGUCCGCCAGAAGUCACUCUGCUGCACCCUCUGCUCUCGGAGACUGUCAGAAGGGCCAGGACGAGUCAGUGCUUACUUCCCCAUCAAAAAAGACCGCAGACACAGAAUCGUUAAAAAAAGCAUUAAAGGAAAGGGACACUCUUCAAGAAGCUGGACGAGGGCGGAUCGUGACUGAUAAAGGACAAACGCAGAAAGAUGCCCAAAACACAGUCUCUGGUAGUUUGGAUAUUCCCGUCCCCACAGGCGCCCAGAAUGUAAGCAUAAGAGUUUCACUUGAUGGGGCUCAAACUUCAUGUAAAAUAAAUUGUAAGCCCCAAGCCGCCACGGUGAACUGUUCUGGAUCUGAUAAUGCUCCGCCAAAAAGUAAUAAAAACGAAUCCUGGCUCUCGUUAAAAAGUUUCCAUAAGAAACUUGCUGGUUGCCGAAAGAACGAUAGUGUGAAGAUAGCGAAAGACAAGAAACCUGAAACGUGUCCGAGGCCACGACCGCCGACCCCGAAGCCAGCUCCGCUGCCUAAUCCAUGUGAGAUGACACCAGCUGCUAAGCCUGGAAACGGCUCUCCGUCGCCUUCCAAGCAGAGCCCGUGCGCGCCGCCGCCCGCCGCGCCCGCCCGCCGCGGCCCCUGCGCGCCCGCCACUGCUAUCCCCCGGAACCCCUGCACCAAGCCCCAGUCUUCCCCGCAGUGCCCCGACAGCAAAUCUCAAAAUAAACCGACACGAUUCUCAACUGCCGCUUCACACUUCCCAACAGCCGAGACUUUAUUAGUCAAGUGGUAAUUAUUUUAAUGUGGCCGUGUUGUGUAG